Molecule: messenger RNA, 685 nt
Organism: Dermatophagoides pteronyssinus (European house dust mite)
Lineage: Eukaryota; Metazoa; Arthropoda; Arachnida; Sarcoptiformes; Pyroglyphidae
Source: RefSeq, a predicted model, not a curated record
AUCUUUUACGAUAACAUCCAUCACCUGAAAGUUUAUUUUGGUUUGUUUUUCUUCCAAAAAAAAAAGUUUCAAAGUUUUUCCAAAUCUUCAUCAUCAAUUCUAUUUUGACCUGUUGUUUGUGAAUUGCCCUCGUUCUCGGUCCAAGAAUAAAGAAUCCACCAUCAACAAUCAUGAAUACAUUCGGCGUAAUACGUAUUGUUUUAAUGGUAUUUUUGAUUAUCGUGUUAGUUAUGAUGAUUAUUCUAUUUUCAAGAUCUUUAAUUGGUAUUGCUAAAAAAGAUCAUGGUCGUGAUAAUGUUAAUGGUGCUAUUAGUUCAGCAUUAGUUGGUGCUAAUGUUAUUAUUGGUUUAUUAGGUGCUUAUCGACAACAUUUUCUAUUUACAUUAAUAUUUGCUAUUUUACAAACAAUUAUUAUUAUAUUUGAAUUAUUUAUUACAAUACCAAAUGGUUGGAUAUUUAUUGUACCAUGGGUUGGUUCAGCAAUACUUGCUUAUAUUAUGGCAUUUAUGAUUAAACAAGGUGGACAUGCAUAAAUGAUAUGACAGUUUGUGUUUUCCGGUUAUCAUUUAAUGAAAAUCAACCGAAAAAAAAGAUGCACCACCAUAAUAACGCCCUCAUUAUCAUUAUCCAUCGAUUGUGUUUCAAUUAAUUUUUAUUCAUUUGUCAUUAUUAUCAUCAUCAUUAU